AUGCAAAAAAAAAUUGAGAAAAAAGAUUUGACAAAACAAAAUGGUAAUAACGAGUCGAACGAUUCAUUAUCAAGUGCAAUCAAAAUUAAUGCAUUGCCGUAUGGUUUCUUCGAAAUUCAAUUAAUUAAAUAUUUUCAUCAAUUUGGUGGUGUUAAACGUGUUAGAGUCGCAAGAAAUGCUAAGACCGGUAACCAUAAAGGUUGGGCUUUUGUACUGUUCAAAGAUCGAGAUGUUGCUAAAAUUGCUGCUGAAACUAUGAAUGGAUAUUUAAUGUUCAAUAAAAGGCUGCGUUGUUUGUUUUUAAUUUAUUUUUGGUCAUUUUAUUUCCUUUAUUUCCUUUUUUUCAUAAAUAUUUUUAAAAAAUUAAAAACAUUUGAGGUAUUUUUUAUCACUGCGCAUUAUUUCUUAUACAUUAUUUAUCUUCAUAGUUUUGUUGGUUAUUAUUAG
Messenger RNA from Dracunculus medinensis (Guinea worm), 447 nucleotides. The record is from the annotation of a GenBank genome assembly. NCBI's taxonomy places the organism in Eukaryota, Metazoa, Nematoda, Chromadorea, Rhabditida, Dracunculidae.